GCUGUCACAAGUGUCAAUUUGAUGGCGAAUUUGAAGUCCUUCCAAAUUGGUGUAAUUUUCUCAUAAGAUUGGUGGUGCUCGUUAUUAAUAUUUUAGACGAUAUUUUAAAUAGUUAUUAAACGUUACAUCGGUUUCGCUUCUUAUUUACUCAAAAUUACUGAGUUGUGUUGUUCAAUUAUACAUUCUAAAUUCCUAGACUGUUGUGGUUUUUUUACAUUUUUUUUUACAAAUUUUUAGCAUGUUCUAAUUUAGAAUCAUUCGGCAACAAAUACUAUAGUAACGUAUUUAUAUAAGUAAUUUAAAAUGGCAGAUUCCGCCAGUGAAUCAGAUUCUAGUAGCAUUGAUGGUGGUCCCAUAAUGAUGCCACCCAGUCCCAUUACCAGGGAACAACUUCAGAAGCGCAUCGAAAGUCUUCAACAACAAAACCGGGUGCUUAAAGUGGAAUUGGAAACUUACAAAUUACGCGUAAAGGCAUUGCAAGAAGAAAACAGGGAUCUUAAAAAAGCAUCUGUCAUAAUACAAGCAAAAGCUGAACAAGAAGAGGAAUUCAUCUCAAAUACCCUCUUAAAAAAGAUCCAGGUGCUCAAAAAAGAAAAAGAGACACUUGCUCACCAUUACGAGAGGGAAGAAGAAUGCCUAACAAACGACUUAUCCAGAAAACUCACUCAAUUGCGCCAAGAAAAAUGUCGCUUGGAACAGACUCUAGAACAGGAACAGGAGUGCCUUGUGAAUCGCCUCAUGAGAAAAAUUGAAAAACUGGAGGCUGAAACAUUAGCUAAGCAGAGUAAUUUGGAGCAGUUACGUCGAGAAAAGGUUGAACUAGAAAACACUUUAGAACAAGAACAGGAAGCUUUGGUAAACAAAUUAUGGAAACGCAUGGAUAAAUUGGAAGCUGAGAAACGCAUGCUGCAGAUUAAACUUGAUCAGCCAGUAUCUGAUCCUGCGAGUCCAAGAGAAAUAAAUAAUGGCGAUACAGCCACUAAUUUGAGUUCGCACAUUCAAACACUUCGAUCAGAAGUGACUAGGUUACGUUCCACAUUAGCUAUGAGCCAACAAGAACACACUCAAAAGAUGCAGCGUUUCGCUCAAGAAGAGCGAAAUAUAAAAGAAGAAAAUUUGAGGUUACAGAGGAAGCUACAGCUUGAGGUAGAAAGAAGAGAAGCCCUAUGCAGACACUUGUCAGAGAGUGAGAGCUCAUUAGAAAUGGAAGAAGAGAGACAUUAUAACGAGCAAGUUUUGGGCGUUAGACAACAUACUGUAUCCCCAGUGCCAGUAGCUUAUAAUCCUUCUCCCAGUCAAAGCAGGCCAUUGAGUCCAGGUAUGAAUUCAAUGCAAUCACCUAGAGAUUCUCUGGUUGUGGGUCCUCCACGAUGCCAUUCAUGUGGACAGCUGAUAAAUCAUCCAGGUUGCAUUUCGUCAGCUUUGCAUCAUCCAGCAAAUUCUGGUAGUCCUCCGGCUCCUCAUCGAAGACCCAGCGAAAGAUUUAUAAAGCCUGCAAUACCGGCCGCACCUCAGCCAGCUAGUCCAAUGGACACAUCCGUCAAUAAAGACUAGUAAGGUAAUAUAAAAUUCAUUAUUUAUUUGUAUAUUUAUAAAACAAGGUCAGCUCUCCAAUGUAUUAUUUAAUCAAUUUCUGAAAUUCUAAAUUUAAUAUUAAUGGAAAAUCCUCAUUAAUGACAUAACUCUGAUAACAAAAUCCAAAAAUCAAUUGAUAAAAAGAUAUGAGAUAAUUGAAAGAAGAGGUAUAAUGUUUGGAAUGGGUAAAUCAAGGGAAGACAAUAUCUAUGGUAAUCAAGAAUAUUUGGAAAGAAAGAGUAUUUAGAAUAUUUAGAAAGAAAGUAAGCAGUGGAGAUAGUGGAGUUGAUCAGACCUUUGGAACUGAAAGGCGAGCUGUAGAUGGUUGCAAAACAGUUUAAUUAGAUGGCUUGUAGCUGCAGUGUAAUAUAUCUAACGAUACCGUUACCUGGAUGUUAUGUUGAGAUUCUUGAUUAUUCUCUUUUUCAUUUUGUUUCAGAUGAAAGUGAUAUUUUAAUGUAAUUGUUCCUGAUAUAUUCAACAAUGAAAGCCCGACGUGAAGAAAUCGGCACGUUCUUAAACAUCUCUCCACUUGCAGAAGGAACAUCCACCAGAUCAGGAGCAGCUGAUUAUUAAUUUUUUUCUUAUAUUACUUUUUGCUUUGUCACGAUUUUUAUAUAAUAUAUAUAUAUCCAUGUACUUAUGCCAUUUUAAAUACAGGGGCUCUCCUAUUUCUGGCCUCGGAUUAAGGAUCUUUUUGUUUGAAUGUUUAUGCAGGAAAUAAGGAAACCAGCGAAAUACCGGGCAUUUGGUUAAAGUUUUAUUGUAUAGGGAUGUUGCGAUUUUAGAAUUUUUCCCCUGCAAAUUGAUUUUAAAUCGUAAAUUUUAAAUGUUUUAGUCGGUUUAUUACUGUUUAUAAAUUACUUUGUUUGCUAUUUUUGUUACAUGAUUGAAAGAAAUGAUUCGUCUAAUUGCCACAUUUUUUUAGAAUUUUCUCUUUUUAAUAUUCUUUCUUCAAGCAUAGCAGCAGGUUUAAUGUUAUUAACCAUUGAUCUUGUUUCUGCUUUAUCAUCUUAUCUUGUUGCUUUAUUUUUGUUUGCCUGUUUUUUUCCGUUAAUCUUUCUAGUGUUGUGUUUUCACAUUUUCUUAUGAAUUAUUUUAUUUGUAAUACAUAUAAAUAAUAAUGAUGAAAAAAUUAUAAAUGUAGAUCUGGUUGAAGCCAUAGAGAUUUUCAGUACUAGAAUAGGGAAUUUGUAUAGUCAUCGAUUUUUUAGAAUGUCUUAUUUAUCUCCCAUUUAUCUGGUAUUCCGCUAGUUUGGCCUAAAUGUGACGCAAUAAAAAAUAUUUUUAGUAAAUCUGCCUCGUUGCCGAAAUUUUCUUGGCACAGCCAAUUUUUUUCUUCACAUUUCAUGUGAUAUUUAAACGUUAAACAAUGAAAAAUUUAGUUUAGAAGUAUUUUCUAUGAUAUUUUAAGUGAAGGUCAUUUUUCGAAAUGUAUUGAAAAUAGAGUAACUUUUCAAUGUGUACGCUACAUUAUUUUAUUAAUAAACUGCAUUACUCGACACUUGAAUGAUGGAUA
Molecule: messenger RNA, 3094 nt
Organism: Diorhabda carinulata
Lineage: Eukaryota; Metazoa; Arthropoda; Insecta; Coleoptera; Chrysomelidae
Product: coiled-coil domain-containing protein 6
Exons: 5
Coding region: 304-1554 (416 amino acids)
Source: RefSeq, a predicted model, not a curated record